This is a messenger RNA of Colletotrichum paranaense, 618 nucleotides long. RefSeq lists its product as uncharacterized. The record is from RefSeq and is a predicted model, not a curated record. NCBI's taxonomy places the organism in Eukaryota, Fungi, Ascomycota, Sordariomycetes, Glomerellales, Glomerellaceae. The transcript has 4 exons. Bases 1 to 618 code for a protein of 205 amino acids.
AUGCAGUUCUUCAAGAUCUUCAUUUGCAAUGUCUUGUGCCUCUCCCUGGCACUAGCGGGCGUCAUUGUCGACGGUAGUACCCGGAAUAUCACCAGUGAUACCGAGGACCAGGAACUCAAGAGAACCGUCCCUGAGCCAGCCAUUACCAUCACAGACAGCGACGAAAUGCUGAUGCUCGACUCAAUGAACGCUGGAAGGGCUACUUUCGAAAGAUUGCUUGUCGAAACUGGAGAAAGGCAAGAUGGCAUCUCAAACUCGCGACGUGAUGUUGAAUCACAAACGACGGACGUCGAGAUCCGUGAACUUGCCCUCAAUCUCACCGAAAGGGCAGAUCUUGUAGCCAUAAGUGACUCAUUUGCCUGCUGCGUCACCUGCGUGUGGGCAUGUAAAGUCGCCAUCGAGAGCAUGCACCUUACCCAAGCAAAACAGUUCCACAAAUGUUUCUGGUUGGAAUGUUUUGCUGGAUCACAGGCCUGUGCGAACCAUCUGAUGGAUUGGGCCAAGUAUGUUGGUGGCGGUAUAGAUGACUUCCCAACCGCCGCGCAGUUCGCACAGGCUUGGAAACAGGUUUGGCGUCCAAUGUACGAGCCACUCAAUCAGAAGGCGAUUGAAGAAUAA